Molecule: messenger RNA, 639 nt
Organism: Seminavis robusta
Lineage: Eukaryota; Bacillariophyta; Bacillariophyceae; Naviculales; Naviculaceae
Source: the annotation of a GenBank genome assembly
AUGAAGAGGUCUCCAUCUGAAGUUGAGGGCAAAGGAAUCCCCAGUUGUAUCUUUGUGCCUGCAUGUGAGUUUCCAGAUCUUUCCCACAGAAGAAACAGUGAGCCUGUGCUGGGCAGCAAGAGCAGCGAGCACAGUCACAAGAGCUGCAGCCGCACUAACGCUACAGUUCCUGGCACUACUGAGAUUCCUGAUGAGAGCUUUAGCAGCUACACUAGCAGCAGCAACUGCAACUUGCACGAAAGUGGUUUGAUGGUGCAGAGAGUCCCACGCAAGACCCGAAGGUUCAGUCAGCCUGUACCACCCACACCGGUACCAGCAUGCUUGGAUCGAGCCGAAGCUAGAUUUCGACGAUGGGCUACUACAGGUACAGGUACAGGUUCCAACUGUCGCAGUGUCAGCGUUUGCACAGCACCUCCUUCCUUGCCACAACGAUCUCCUGAAGUCUUGCGCAAACAAAGGGAUCCGAGACGAGGAUUGCCGGCACUCUCUGCGGAUCUCGCUAGCAUGGCGCAGAGUAUCCAACAGCAAAGGCGGAGGAGUAAUAGCAUGUCGGGACCGCCCAAGUGUCCCUUGAGAGAUAGUCAAACCACGCAAGGCACUGCUGCCACCGCGAAUAGUACCAGAUGCUCCUCAGUCUAA